UUGAGGUGAGUGAUUUAUCUCUCGUUAGAAUUGAUUCGUAGUUUAGGGUUCAUUGAUAUAAUUUCGUGCAAUUGAUGUUGAAUUGGUGGAUUGAAUUGUUGAAUCUGUUGAUUGAAUUGGAUGGGGAAUUUGGAUGGUUGCUCUGAACACAGUAAUUUGUUCUAUUCGUCUCUGUUGUUCUUUUCUUCUGUUCAUUGUCUUCCUGCUCUGUUUAUUUCUCGCUGCUUCUCUGUUCUCUUGGAUUGCCGCUAUGUACGUUGUUCGCUGCCCUAGGGUGAUGUUGGCUCUGGGGUUGCCGAAUGCGCCGUUGCACUACCGUGAUGCUGCCGGAAUCUUGCCGCCAUAGCUACUGAUGUUGAGGAUGACGCCGCUGCUUUUAAUGAGUCUCCUCCAUGGUUGCAACGACCUGGGGGAUUACUCUCUUAAAAUUGUAUGCUUAAUUGACUAUUAAAUUGACACUUUAUUGGGGGCAGUGCUUCAGAAGU
This is a messenger RNA of Cuscuta campestris, 485 nucleotides long. Lineage: Eukaryota; Viridiplantae; Streptophyta; Magnoliopsida; Solanales; Convolvulaceae. The record is from the annotation of a GenBank genome assembly.